UUCGCCUUGUCAUUGUAUCCGGAGAGAAGCGCGUGGUCAGCGGCUCCAGCGACGGCUCCACUGCAGCGGACCUGGUACAUGGUGGUGUGUGAAGUCAGACUUUAAGCCAGACAUGGACAUGGAACAGAGAGCUGAAGAGGUUUUGGACUCGCCGAAGGCCACAAUGGAAACGGAGGUUGUGUCAAAGGUGGAGAUGCCGGAGGAGGACACGGAGCCUGAGAAGCCAGCAGCUGCCGGGGAAGAGGCCGAGCAGCUGGCAGUGAAUGUUCCCGAUACAGAGGUCCCAAAGCAGCAGGAAACGGAAGAGUCGAUCGUCACGCUGUCUGAGGAAAUGAACGAAAUGGAGAUUGAGGACGUCUUGCCCGGAGAAAAAGCUGACGUGGAGUCGGUGCCCGUUGCGGUGGCGCCAACAGAUUCGGACAAGUCAUCUGAAAAGAUCUCUGACCCAGCUGCGGCGUUGGACGCAGAACCGGAAAAAAUGCCACCCGGCCAAGAGGAGAACGGGUCAGAACAAGUGGGAACUGAGACAGACUUGCAGACUGCGAUGGAUACCGGGGCAGAUGAAGUUUCCACAGAGGUGGUGGCGGAAAAAGAUGUCGUGGAAGAGGAAAAACCAGCAGAGACGGUAGUGUUGGCGGCCGAGGCUGCAAAGCCGACUGAGGUCCUGGAAGUAGAAAAACCAGCAGAGACGUUGCCGUUCUCCGUGGCAGAAAAAGGUGUCGUGGCAGAGCCGACAGUGGAAGAGGAAAAACCAGCAGAGACGGUAGUGUUGGCGGCCGAGGCUGCAAAGCCGACUGAGACCGUGGCAGAAAAAGAUGCCGUGGAAGUAGAAAAACCAGUAGAGACGGUAGUGUUGUCGGUCUCCGUGGCAGAAAAGGGUGUCGCGGCAGAGCCGACAGUGGAGGUGGAAGAAGAAAAACCAGCAGAGACGGUCGUGUUGGCCGCCGAGGCUGCAAAGCCGAUUGAGACCGUGACUUUAAAGGAGGAGGCAACAACCACUGAAAGUGUGGAACUUGCAAAGGACGAGAAGGAAGCUGAGCUCCACAAGGAAGAGGACGCCGCCCCUGCAUCCGGCUCCCUGUCCUUCGCCCUCCUGGAACGGGAGCAGACCAAAGACGCCCUGCGGACGUCUCGUACCCUCGUUGUCCUCAAAGGCCUUCCGGGAAGCGGUAAAAGCUUCUUGGCACGCGCCAUAGCCGACGCCUACAAAGGCCACUGCUCCGUCUUCUGUGCCGACGACCACGGCGUGAAGCCGGAGGAUCCGGAAUCCUCCGUGGAAGGGUACCGGGCUCUGGAUGAGGCGGUGGUGGCCUGCUGCGGCGCCGGCGCGGCGUCCUCUGCGCUGAUGGUGGUGGACGACACGAACCACACCCAGGACCGACUGGCCCGCUUGGGGGAGAUCGCCAUGCGGCACGGCCUCGUCGUGGUCUUCUUGGAGCCGCUUACGGAAUGGAGCCGAGAUCCAGCACGGCUCCGCGAGAAGAACACGCGUGGCCUGGAGGAGGCCCAGCUGGAAGCCAUGAAGGCGUCGCUUGAGGAGAUGUCCAUCCCGCUUUACUUUGGCUGGUUCCUUCUCUCCUCCAUCCAGGACAAGGUCCGGUGCACGUCGAUGGACUUCCUGAAAACGCUGGACACCUUGAAGGCCUUCAAGAAACACUUGAUUGAUUUCACUGGGAAAGCCGAGAAGGAGGUGGAUUUGGAGCAGUACUUCCACGCUACGGGAACCCUCCAUUGCACGACACAAUUCUGUGACUUCGGCAAAGUGAAGGGUUCAAAGGAGUAUGCAAACAACCCAGCGGUGAAGGAGUCCUACGGUUCUGCAUCCGAGCUGUCGCUCAGCGCCCUCUUUGUGACUCCUCGCACCGUUGGUGCCAGAGUGUCUCUCUCCCAGGAGCAGCUUGUGCUGUGGCCAGCUGAUGCCGAGAAGGAGGCGGAGGAGGGGUCUGCCUCCCUGCCUCUGGGAACCCAAGCCCACAUCACUCUGGGGUGUGCCGAGGGCGUGGCACCUGUUCAGACGGGCCUGGAUUUGCUCCAAAUCCUGGCCCUGCAGCAGGAAGGCCAGCAGGGGGAGCUCAUCGAGGAGAUGGAGCUCGGCUCGCUGACCUACUACGGCGAGGGAAGGUGGCUGCUCGCUCUCCGAGAGCCCAUCUGCACCACGGCCAUUUUCUCCGACUUCUACGGGCCCAAGGAGCUCGAGCCGACCAAAAAAGAACCGGAGAAGAAGAAGAAGCACAAGUGCGCCAUCAUGUAAAGGGCAGAUGCGGAGAUGUGUGUCCAGGAUGACCGGUGACUUGGGCUUCAUCUGUGCACGGUUCAGGGUUCAGUCAUGGCCACCCUAAAUCUACAAGCUGUGUGCCUUUUUUUCCUUCUUCUUCUUUUACCGUUUUGCACCACAACCCAAGAUGCCUUGAACAACGUUAAGUAUCUUGUUUCACGUAUCGGUGCCAGAGUUGCAGUCCCUGGCUGUUUGCUGAGGCGUUAGCUGCAGUUUUAGAAGUUAGUUUGGCCUCGUCCUGUCGUUCCACGCUUCUGAAACUUGGAGUUCCUCCUCUUCAGGAGUCAUUAUCUGUCAGUAUUCAGUUGUGAAUUACUAGGUACUUUCAUUGCAUGCAUCACAAGUAAAAAAAACAACAUUUGUCGCAUACAUGACAUUCAAAUAGCAUUUUAAACGUAGCAUAUUCAUUCAAUUAAGCAUAGUAACAAAUGUCUGCCCUGCUAUAAGUACCAACUUCAACGUAAUGCGUUUAGUGUUUCCUUUGGCUUAGUUGUAAGUGAAGGAAAUAGCUGGCAUGUCUGUAUAAGUGUCUAUGUGUGUGCACUGUCUAUGAAGUAGUUAUUGCAAUAGCUUAUGGGCCAAGUUAUCUAUUUGAUUAAGUGUAUUAGAAUGACUGUCAUUCAUAGAGGUCCUUCCUUGUAACAUGUUUGCACUGUGCAUAGUUUAAAAGGGAGAAUGCUGAUGACUUUGUCAUGUCUUUCUGCAGCUUGCACUUAAUACUUCUUAAACGCUGUGAACCCAACUUCAUGUUUUGCAACCUUUUCUACUUCGCAAGACUGCACCAUCGAUCCCUUUUUUAUUCUCUGAACGGCACUUCAUGUAUUGCAUUUGGAUUUGUAUCCCCCUGUGACUGUAAUUUGUAAAGGGCAAUUCCAACUUUGUGUAGCGUUUAUGAAUCACUAUUUUUGCACUUGUUUUGUACACUUAAUAAAAAAGAACGUGCUUUGCUCCAGUA
Messenger RNA from Pseudoliparis swirei, 3230 nucleotides. It is a transcript of the gene cnp, whose product is annotated as 2',3'-cyclic nucleotide 3' phosphodiesterase. Gene Ontology annotation, molecular function: 2',3'-cyclic-nucleotide 3'-phosphodiesterase activity. Gene Ontology annotation, biological process: cyclic nucleotide catabolic process. The record is from RefSeq and is a predicted model, not a curated record. The transcript has 4 exons. NCBI's taxonomy places the organism in Eukaryota, Metazoa, Chordata, Actinopteri, Perciformes, Liparidae. Bases 113 to 2251 code for a protein of 712 amino acids. Gene Ontology annotation, cellular component: membrane; cytoplasm.